Messenger RNA from Onychostoma macrolepis, 1142 nucleotides. Its product is annotated as cerebellin-4-like. The coding region runs from base 1 to 738 and encodes 245 amino acids. The transcript is spliced from 6 exons. The record is from RefSeq and is a predicted model, not a curated record. Gene Ontology annotation, molecular function: protein binding. NCBI's taxonomy places the organism in Eukaryota, Metazoa, Chordata, Actinopteri, Cypriniformes, Cyprinidae.
AUGAAGGACUGUGAUCAGAAAGAGCACAUGGUGAUUGGAUCAGUCUUUGAUCAAGUGAUUAGCUUGAAGGAGAACAAAGCAGUUCCUGAGCAGAGCACUGAGAGAGCUGACCGCCACCGUUACAGAGCAGAAAGCCCACAUCAGAGCCUUAGAGACACAGCUGAGAGAAGAGCUGAUGCCUUAGAGACACGACUGAGGGACGCAGAGAAAACUGCAGAACAACAGACGGUCAUCCUGGAAGACCUGAACAAGAAAACUGAUGAAAUUUCUAAUCUUACUGAGAGUCAAGUGGAGGAGCUGAGAAAGGAAAAUAGAGACAGAGAGAUAGCAUUUUCAGCUGCACUGAUGGAGUCUGGAAACAGUGGACAUAUCGGUCCUUUCACCACUGAAAUCACACUAACCUACAGGAACGUCUUCACAAACAUAGGGAACGCCUACAACCCAAUUACAGGUAUUUUCACAGCUCCACUGAAAGGAGCGUACAUGUUCAACUUCUCUGUCUAUGGUGGUGGUCAUCCCUCAACUGCAUCAACUGUCUUCAUUGUGAAGAACGGAGAGAAGGUGGUUACAGCACAUGCUCAUCAGGCUCAGUACGUUGUAAACUCCUCAAAUGGAGUUGUGUUGAUUCUGGAGGUUGGAGAUGUCGUCUAUGUGAGACUUUGGUCUAAUAGAAGGAUAUUUGAUAGCCACGAUAACCACAACACUUUCAGUGGUUACCUACUGUUUCCCUUAAAAUAACAGGAGCUUAGCAGAGUGUGAUUCCAGUAAAACUGAACCUUUAGCGUAUGAUUUAACAUCAUGAAGAAUCAUUAACAUAUGAACCUGUAUUAAUGAUAGAUUACUGUAUGAAAGUCAGUAUAAUAUGCUAUACUCAUAUGUUCAGAGCAGUCUAUACAUGUACACACUGCAUAAAGAGUUUCAGAGUAUAUCUUCUUCCUACAUUAAUAAGAGAAUAAAGAGACAUUAUUGUUCCACUUUCAUUUUAUCAUGUUCUCAAAUAUUUCCAGUAGUACAGUAAUAUGUUAGAUCAACAAUUAUUGCUUUGAAGUCAUGAUAGCAUAUAACAAGUAAUUCAUGACAUGCAGUCUUCAUGUCAUUUACAAUCUUUGUCUCUAAAAUCAAAAUUGUUUUGUAUUAAAAAU